AUGCGCUCCAUGAGGGCUCUGCAGAAUGCCCUGAGCCAGGCCGGCAGUCACUGCCGGGGCGGAAGCUGGGGUCACCUAAGCCGGAGUCCCCUCCUUGGCUGGGGCGUCCGGCACCACCUCAGUAAGGCUGCAGCGCAAAGCAGGGAGACGCCGCACAGCCGUCAGCCGCUGCACCAGGAUCUUGAUUCGUCAGAGAGUGGCAUGCUGUCCCGCCUGGCUGAUCUGCUCUUCUAUACUAUUGCCGAGGGACAGGAACGAAUCCCUAUCCAUAAGUUCACUACUGCAUUGAAGGCCACUGGUCUGCAGACGUCAGAUCCCCGGCUCCGGGACUGCGUGAGCCAGAUGCGCCGCAUGGUUCGAGAGUCCGGCAGUGGUGGCCUCUUGGACCGCGACCUCUUCCGAAAGUGUGUGAGCAGCAACAUUGUGCUCCUGACCCAGGCAUUCCGAAAGAAGUUUGUUAUUCCUGAUUUUGAGGAGUUCACAGACCAUGUGGAUCGCAUCUUUGAGGAUACCAAAGAGCUCACUGGAGGCAAAGUGGCAGCUUACAUCCCUCAGCUGGCCAAGUCAAACCCAGACCUGUGGGGCACAUCCCUGUGCACUGUGGACGGUCAGCGGCACUCUGUGGGCCAUACCAAGAUCCCCUUCUGCCUGCAGUCCUGUGUGAAGCCCCUCACCUACGCCAUCUCCAUAAGCACCCUAGGCACUGACUACGUGCACAAAUUCGUGGGCAAGGAGCCCAGUGGCCUGCGCUACAACAAGCUCUCCCUCAAUGAGGAAGGAAUCCCCCAUAAUCCCAUGGUCAAUGCUGGUGCCAUUGUCGUGAGCUCCCUGAUCAAGAUGGACUGUAAUAAAGCAGAGAAGUUUGAUUUCGUAUUGCAGUAUCUGAACAAAAUGGCUGGAUAUGAAUACCUGGGUUUCAGCAAUGCUACAUUCCAGUCAGAGAAGGAAACAGGGGAUCGGAAUCAUGCCAUCGGCUAUUAUCUCAAGGAAAAGAAGUGCUUUCCUAAGGGGGUGGACAUGAUGGCUGCCCUUGAUCUCUACUUCCAGCUGUGUUCUGUGGAGGUCACCUGUGAAUCUGGCAGUGUCAUGGCAGCCACCCUUGCCAACGGCGGGAUCUGCCCCAUCACAGGGGAGAGUGUGUUGAGCGCUGAAGCAGUGCGCAACACCCUCAGCCUCAUGCAUUCCUGCGGCAUGUAUGAUUUCUCUGGCCAGUUUGCCUUCCAUGUGGGCCUGCCAGCUAAGUCAGCUGUGUCAGGAGCCAUCCUGCUGGUGGUACCCAAUGUCAUGGGAAUGAUGUGCCUGUCACCACCACUGGACAAGCUGGGGAACAGCCACAGAGGCAUCAGCUUCUGCCAGAAGUUGGUGUCUGUUUUCAAUUUCCACAACUAUGACAACCUGAGACACUGCACUCGGAAGUUAGACCCACGGCGUGAAGGGAGAGAAGUUCGGAACAAGACUGUGGUGAACCUGUUAUUUGCUGCCUAUAGUGGAGAUGUCUCAGCUCUUCGAAGGUUUGCCUUGUCAGCCAUGGACAUGGAACAGAAAGACUACGACUCCCGCACAGCCCUGCAUAUUGCUGCAGCUGAAGGACACACAGAAGUUGUUAAGUUCCUGACUGAGGCCUGCAAAGUGAAUCCUUUUGUUAAGGACAGGUGGGGCAAUAUUCCCCUGGAUGAUGCUGUGCAAUUCAACCACCUGGAGGUGGUCAAGCUGCUUCAAGAUUACCAAGACUCCUAUAUACCAUCUGAUACUCAGGCUGAGGCAGUGGCUGAGGCCCUGUCCAAAGAGAACUUAGAGAGCAUGGUGUGAACCAGGGCAUGGACACAGACCCUGCUCAAGAAAAGGCACGACCUGGCCACACACUUAACCCAUAACCACCGAAAAUGUUAUGGAGAGCUACACUGCUUCAGUGAGGACCAAGAAAGUCAUUUGGUGACUUAGGCCAGUGCUUUCUGUGAGAGUCCAAACACCCCAUUCCCUUGGCAGACAAAGUGCAGAGAAGGAUCUCAGUGGACACUUGCAGAGAGCUACUCACAGAGACUGUGGGCUUCUUUGAAGUAUAGUCUAAUGGCUUAGCCCACUCAAAACCAUGCCAAGUUUUCACCCAGGUCCCCUCUUCUUCUUCCUGAAGAAACUAUAACUGAGAGACACUCUGGUGGAGGGGUUCCUGCUACCACAUACAUGUAUAUGUCCCAGAAGAAGGGAGAGGAGGGCCUAUUCACCUGGAGAGAUCUGCCCCCCAUUAGCCAGGACAUGCUGCUACUGCUAACAGUAAUUUUAUAGACAGAGAAAGUAUUUUGUGCUCAUAUAAACUUUAAUUACACAAAUCAUUAUUUUUGUUAAACCCAGCCCUUGUCUUUCUCCCCUAGGAGUAUUCAGCUGCAUCACCAUUAUAGAAGGUAGAAAAGAUGGAACCACAGGGUCAGAGAGGCCCAAACAGUACAUAUUUCACAUACAUACUCGUUCAACUCACUUGGUUUUCCCUGACCCCAAAUACUGCUUUAGGUUAAGUGCAAUCUGCUGCCAAGAGGGAGGGGGGCUUGGAUCUGAGCAGGCACAAAAAAUGGAUUGUGCAAAACCUCAGGCCUCUCUCUGGAAGUUCCAACUGUGGCAGAAAUGAAUAUAGGACUUCUCAAGAAUCAACGCUAACACUAACCCCCUAGAUAUCUCUGAAGUGUCUCUUACUCUUUGGUCAUGAUUGUAACUGGCACAAUGAUUGUAAUGGAUUGGCUGAGUGUCAGAGGUGUGCAGAUUAAGGCGGAUGGACUCAGGGGAUAGCUGCAGUUGUGUGGGGCUAAGGGUCUGUGGUAUUGAGGUAUGGGAGACGGCUCACUCCAACAUACUGAGUCAAUAAAGCACUUACUGAGGGAGCCAGAGCCCAGAUUCUUCAUGUGCUGUAGAGAAAGAGGCUAAUAACCGAAUUACCACUCCUCCAGCCAGAGGCAGAAAGGGUUUACUCUGAAGAGAUUUGGUAGAGCUCCAAGAACAAACAAGUUACAUGUAGGAAAGGGAGGGAGAGGUAUCAGUUAUGAAUAAAUUCAAAGCUCAAAGACACUCCCAGAACUGAAUACAAUCAGAAGGUCUAGGCACAGUGAAGCAGAUGGGCUGAAGGAAGCAAGUCAGGGAAAGCACACCCAUGGUAACCUAGGAAACUGGCAUAGUUUGGGGUCGGGGGGUGGU
Molecule: messenger RNA, 3180 nt
Organism: Loxodonta africana (African savanna elephant)
Lineage: Eukaryota; Metazoa; Chordata; Mammalia; Proboscidea; Elephantidae
Gene: GLS2
Product: glutaminase 2
Exons: 18
Coding region: 1-1809 (602 amino acids)
Biological process (GO): L-glutamine catabolic process
Molecular function (GO): protein binding; glutaminase activity
Source: RefSeq, a predicted model, not a curated record